GGCCGCUGGUCUCGGAAACGUUUGUGUCGGAGAGAAGCGGCCGAAGCGAGGAGCGGGCGGUUCAUAUUUGAGGCGAGCAGUUCUGUGCAGAUUUAUUCAGAGCAGUCAUACAUAUUUUAUAGACACUAAGAAGCAAAACCCACUCUGAUUAGUUGUCAAUAUUCCUAGAUACUGUCUUACCUUCAUGAGCCCUACUUGAGAAGUGGGACCUCAACACCAUGUUCCCAGAGCUGGAUGAGAGUGAUGGUGAAGAGCUACCAGCCUUCCAUAGUCUAAUCAAACAGCCUCCUGAAGAGGGUGGAGUGGUUGUGCUCUGCAACUCGGACUCUGAGGGUUCCUCCAUUUCUUCUCCUGCAUGGAAAAAGCUUCGAGGGGCUCAGGAUUCAACUGAGGCGGCCCCUGGUAGAAAGGUGGUGGUGGUGCUACUCAGCAGUGAAAGUGAGGAGGAGGAAAUCAUCCCUUUGGUGGAAAGGCUUAAGAAGAAGCUUCCAGCCACCCAACCAUCUGUAGCUGGUACUUCGUUUACUAGAAUCCAAGAACAGCGCUCCCAAGACUCUGCUGGAGGCAACAAGGUGUCUUCCAGUAAUGAGGAAGCAGCCCCCGGUGGCUCGCAGCCGUCACUCCCCAGGGGCCCGGAGGCUCAGAGAAGAGCUGCACCCGGAACAUGGGAGUUGUCAGAGAGUGAUGAGGACCUGCCUUCAUGGGAACCCACAAAGCAAGCUUUGGACCAACCUUCGGUUUGUGUCUCUGACUGCCCAGUGCAAAAUGUCACCCAUCAGGUGACACAGAUCAGCCUGAAACCCUUCCCUGUUCAGACAAAUGCAAAACGGAGCCAAGAAGAGCUUGAGCAAGCUCGCCAGGCUGCCCUGCAGAGGAGGAAAGACCGAGAUGCCCAGAAGGCAUUGCAGGAGCAGGAAAGAGAGAGGAGGAAGGUUCUGGCCAACCGGCAGAAGGCCCAGAGACCAGAGGAAUGUCUGAAACACAUUCAAGUGGUGCUGGAUCCAGGUCUUCUCCAGGUCGAAGGUGGUGGACAGGUGCUCAGUGCUCUACAGGCCAUGGAAUGUAGCUGUGUGAUUGAGACCCAGGCUGUCCCCUUCAGUAUCACCUGGCGAAGGAAAACUGGACUUGCUCAGGUUGAAGGUGGUGACUUGACGGAAGAACCCAGCAUUCUAGUUCUGGUGCUGCUAGAAGACUUUGUCACCAUGAUUCGUAGCAGUAAACAGGUUGGCAUGGAAGGACCCGUGGAGACUUUGCAGAGUUUUGUUGCUAAUAUCAUGAAGAAAGCCCCAGGGAAAACUCUGGCACUUGCUGUUGUAGAACUAGAAAAAUAUUUCAGUUCCCACAAGCAUAAAUCUCAGAAGAAACUACCCCAACAAGAACAGGACGGCAGUGAAGCCCAGGAACAGGGCAGACAGCGAAAUCCGAGAGGAAGGACAAAGUCAGUCCGAGAAUUGUCCCGAGUAGACGUUGAAGAAGCUAUGGUGGAUCUGCAGCUUCACAUGGGUGUCCAAGUUCAAAUCCUAGAGAGCUGGAAGGAGUUUGGUGACUUUGCCAGAAUGUUUACUAAGGCUGUGGCUGAAACACCAUUCAAAAGGGAACGAGACAAAACCAGCUUCUCCUUCUGUUUAGAGGGGGACUGGGUUACAGGCAUGAAGGUGGACCGCUCUGGAAAGGGGUUGCUGCAGGUUUGGAAGAAGCAGAUUCAGCAAUUCAGCCGGGUCAGUCUAGAGAUGGCCAAUGCUAUUGUAGCCAAAUAUCCUUCUCCUCUGCUACUCAUGCAGGUAAGAUGUUCUGCUGCUACCAUCUUCUACU
This is a messenger RNA of Pogona vitticeps (central bearded dragon), 1812 nucleotides long. The record is from RefSeq and is a predicted model, not a curated record. Lineage: Eukaryota; Metazoa; Chordata; Lepidosauria; Squamata; Agamidae.